Molecule: messenger RNA, 1072 nt
Organism: Carlito syrichta (Philippine tarsier)
Lineage: Eukaryota; Metazoa; Chordata; Mammalia; Primates; Tarsiidae
Gene: WNT4
Product: Wnt family member 4
Exons: 4
Coding region: 83-973 (296 amino acids)
Biological process (GO): cell fate commitment; multicellular organism development; neuron differentiation
Cellular component (GO): extracellular region
Molecular function (GO): frizzled binding; cytokine activity
Source: RefSeq, a predicted model, not a curated record
GGCCAAGCUGUCGUCAGUGGGGAGCAUCUCGGAGGAGGAGACGUGCGAGAAGCUCAAGGGCCUGAUCCAGAGGCAAGUGCAGAUGUGCAAGCGGAACUUGGAGGUCAUGGACUCAGUGCGCCGAGGCGCCCAGUUAGCCAUCGAGGAGUGCCAGUACCAGUUCCGGAACCGGCGCUGGAACUGCUCCACACUCGACUCCCUGCCAGUCUUUGGCAAGGUGGUGACACAAGGGACUCGGGAGGCGGCCUUCGUGUACGCCAUCUCUUCAGCAGGUGUGGCCUUCGCAGUGACACGGGCAUGCAGCAGCGGGGAGCUGGAGAAGUGCGGCUGUGACCGGACAGUGCACGGGGUCAGCCCACAGGGCUUCCAGUGGUCAGGAUGUUCAGACAACAUCGCCUAUGGCGUGGCCUUCUCACAGUCGUUUGUGGACGUGCGGGAGAGAAGCAAGGGAGCCUCGUCCAGCCGGGCACUCAUGAACCUGCACAACAACGAGGCUGGCAGGAAGGCCAUCCUGACACACAUGCGGGUGGAGUGCAAGUGCCACGGGGUGUCAGGCUCCUGUGAGGUGAAGACCUGCUGGCGAGCCGUGCCGCCCUUCCGCCAGGUGGGCCACGCCCUGAAGGAGAAGUUUGAUGGUGCCACUGAGGUGGAGUCGCGCCGCGUGGGCUCCUCUAGGGCGCUGGUGCCGCGCAACGCACAGUUCAAGCCACACACGGACGAGGACCUGGUGUACUUGGAGCCCAGCCCAGACUUCUGUGAGCAGGACAUGCGCAGUGGUGUGCUGGGCACAAGGGGCCGCACGUGCAACAAGACAUCCAAGGCCAUCGAUGGCUGCGAGCUGCUGUGCUGUGGCCGCGGCUUCCACACGGCACAGGUGGAGCUGGCCGAGCGCUGCAGCUGCAAGUUCCACUGGUGCUGCUUCGUCAAGUGCCGGCAGUGCCAGCGGCUCGUGGAGCUGCACACGUGCCGGUGACCACCCGCCCACACGCUGGCACCCGCCUCGCAGCCAGGGAAGGUCAAUAAUUUAAACAGUCUCCCACCACCUACCCCAAGAGAUACUGGUUGUAUUUUU